Molecule: messenger RNA, 2223 nt
Organism: Acytostelium subglobosum LB1
Lineage: Eukaryota; Evosea; Eumycetozoa; Acytosteliales; Acytosteliaceae
Exons: 5
Coding region: 1-2223 (740 amino acids)
Source: RefSeq, a predicted model, not a curated record
AUGCCUUAUGUGCUGAGUUUCCAUCAAGACUUGAACUCCACGAGGAGAUGUCAAGAUGGUUACUGCACACUCAGUGGUGAUAAAUUGACAGAGUUCUCAUUCAAUAUCUCUGGUGCAUCAGCUUAUGGAAAUUGUAUUGUUAUGUACUCCAAUGUCAUUGAUGGUGGAAUGGAUGCCUGUGACCUGGCCUCCUACAACAUCGACACCGAGGAGUUCUACAAACUCAACAUGUACAAGGCCACCAAGUGUACCAACAUUGCCGUUGACGAUAGAUUCAUCUGGGUUACAUCAGAUGGAUUCCUAGAUGCACUAAUUCACGAGAAGGAUUGUAGUGGAUACGGACUCUCGGACAAGGGCAAGCCAUUCAAUACUGAGCCAGAGGUAUUAUAUGCUGAUCCUGCCACUCAACCUGAUAGAUCUUUGAUUACUUUUGAUAGGGAGUCGAAGAAAGUUACACAAUUUUCUUAUCCAACUAGUGUUGAUUCAAUGUUCCAGAGUGCUGUUAUCAAUGUUGGUGAUGCAUGUUCCAUGUCACCUUAUGGUACAACUGGGUAUGUUGGUGUUGGCUAUGCAGAUGGCUUCAGAGUCUACGAUGUCCAGUCCAAACAAUACACCGAAUAUCCAGUCUUCAGCUCAACUGGUAACUUCUGUGGACCAUUCACUCAGAAUGGUGUUGAACUAUUGUUCAUUCCAGUUGUUGGUGGAAAUAUGUUUGAAAAGAUCAUUCCAGGAUUCGAAGUCCAGGUCAAUGAUCCAUGUGUCAAUGCUUCUAAUGGCCAGAUUCUGCUCAGGGAUACAUCCAAUCUUUAUAACUUCACAUGGUUGGACACCAACGGUCAUGAGAGAUCAAGAAACAGUCUUGCACCAGGCCGUUAUGUCGUCCAUGUCGAGUCACAAACUGUAAACAUCUCAAGCCAUGUUACCAUUGUUGUUAGACAACCACAAGACCCUACCAAGGUUGCCAUUACCCAUACAUGCCAGGGAUCAGAGAGCGGAAGAAUGAACUUUAUACUUCCAAAUGAGACAUCAUCUCCAACAACAUUCGUUUACACAGUUCAAUCAGGAGAUGUCAACAAGAUAUCAAAGAGUGGAAAGUUUGAUAGCAUGCCACCAGGUACCUAUGUUGUCGAUGUCACAUCCACUGACAAGUAUGGAUUCAUUUGUGAAUAUACUUCCAAGGUCAGCAUCAUUGAAGAGCCCACACCAAGCCCAGCAUUCAAGGCUGACAAGGCAACAUGUACCUCGACUUCGGAUGGAAGUAUUACAAUCACAAACUAUAAUCCAUCAAAGUACACCUAUAUUCUGGACCCUCCAUCACCAGUUGACAUCCAAAAUGGUACUUUCACCAAACUAUCUGGUCUGAAGGAGUACUCUCUCACAGUUCAAGAUAGAGACAAUGUCACUGUAUCAUCACCACAAUGUUCACUACAAGUUGCCAUCACCAUCCCUGGUGUACCAGUAUUCAACUUUCCAUCAUAUAAUGUUGUCGAGCCAAGUCUUUGCUUUGGAGACAAGUCAUCCAUUCAAGUCGAUGCAAUGGUUGGUGUGGAGUACAAUCUAGUUGAUAGUUUGGGUAAUAGCCAAAAGUCAUUGGCCAUGACCAACAAUGACACUAGAUUUAGGAACUUGCCAGCCGGUGUCUACACCUUGGACGCAAUUGUAUUAUCAAACGACACUUCAUUCUGUAGACACAACAGGAUGAAGAUCAAUAUCACCGUACCUGAACCAAUCCAAGCCAGUCCGACUACAUUCUCGCCAUGCUCCACCACCGAGAACUUGUUGGUAUCAAUCACAGGAGGUGUUCCAAAUUCACAAGGUGCCUACCUCAUAUUCGCAGCCAACAACUCUGCAAUCACCAGUCCAUACCUCAAUGUAUCCUACUGGCCCAAUGGAGAGUACACGGUCAACAUCACAGACUCGCAUGGAUGUGUCCACUUGUCGAGUGUCAUAAUCAACAGACCAUCAAACUGUUCUGCGGCUGGUGGCAUCAUUCCCAAUCCCAUCGCUCAAACAAUAUUCACGCCAGGUGCAUCUGGUCGUGGACUGGCAGUUGGACUGGGUGUUGGACUUGGUGUUGGCAUUCCAGCACUCGCCCUUUUGUUGGUGGCAGGAGUAAUGAUCAUGAAGAGAAGAAAGAGGGCACCAGUCGCCAACAACACAACCCAAACAGACACCAUUCCAGUGUACAUGGGUGGAAAGAUCCAAACCCUAGACAACUUCUAA